Molecule: messenger RNA, 1932 nt
Organism: Henningerozyma blattae CBS 6284
Lineage: Eukaryota; Fungi; Ascomycota; Saccharomycetes; Saccharomycetales; Saccharomycetaceae
Gene: PRM15
Product: phosphoribomutase PRM15
Exons: 1
Coding region: 1-1932 (643 amino acids)
Biological process (GO): purine ribonucleoside salvage; carbohydrate metabolic process
Molecular function (GO): phosphopentomutase activity; magnesium ion binding
Source: RefSeq, a predicted model, not a curated record
AUGUCUGACGAACAACAAUUCAACGCAUUAAUUAAAGAUUAUCCAGAAGAUCUACAAAAAAAAGUUUUACUUUGGCUAGAGCAAGACAAGGAUGAUUCAACGAGAAAAGAAAUCAUUGACUUAUGUAAAUCUGCAAAUGUUAAAGAGUUGCAUGAAAGAUUUGAUUCCAGAAUUACUUUUGGUACUGCAGGUUUAAGAUCGACUAUGGAAGCAGGGUUUAGUAGAAUGAAUACCUUAACGGUAUUACAGGCAUCUCAAGGUCUUGCUACUUAUAUGAAAAAUGAUGCUAAAAACACAGGCCAAAAAUUAAUUGCAGUAAUUGGUCAUGAUCAUAGAUAUCAUUCAAAAGAAUUUGCAAAAAUUGCUGCUACUGUUUUUUUGAUUGCUGGCUUUAAAGUAUAUUAUCUAAAUGAUGAUUCAUUGGAGGAUCCGCGUGAUAACAAAUUUGUCCACACACCAAUGGUACCUUUUACAGUUAAAAAUCUAAAAGCUUCAGUAGGUGUAAUGGUCACUGCUAGUCAUAAUCCUAAAAUGGAUAAUGGUUAUAAGGUCUAUUAUUCAAACGGAUGUCAAAUAAUUCCACCUCAUGAUUCGGGUAUUUCACAAUGUAUAGAUGCUAAUCUUGAACCAUGGGAAAAUUCAUGGAAUUAUAAAGAAAUAAUGGCAAACGCAGAAUCUAAGGGGGAUCUAAUUUAUCACAGAGAUGUGAUGUUAAAUGAUUAUAUUACACAAUUAGAAGAAAAAUUAACAUCAAAGGAUAUAAUCCAUUUAAGUAAAAAAAUUGAUGUUAAAAGUAAACCAUGGUUUGUUUAUACCCCCAUGCAUGGUGUUGGUUAUGAAAUUUUUACUAAGAUAUCUAAUGAAAUACUUCAUAUGAAAGAAGGCGAAGAUUUUAUAGUAGUUGAAGAGCAAAAACAUCCUGAUCCAGGAUUUCCAACAGUCAGCUUCCCUAAUCCUGAAGAAAAAGGGGCCAUUGAUAUGGGUAUUAAACUUGCAGAAGAUAAUGGUAUUUCUUUAGUUAUUGCCAAUGAUCCAGAUGCAGACAGGUUUUCCAUUGCUGUUAAAUCCAAAGGUUCACAAGGUACGUGGCAUCAGUUUACUGGGAAUGAAAUUGGAUAUUUAUUUGCAUAUUUUGAAUUUCAAAAAUACAAAAUCUCAAAGCAAGAUCUCCAUAGGUUGUAUAUGGUUAAUUCUACUGUAUCCUCACAAAUGAUUAAAAAAAUGGCUGAAAUAGAAGGAUUCAAUUAUGAAGAAACUUUAACUGGUUUUAAAUGGAUUGGUAAUCGAGCAAUUGAUUUAAUUAAUAAAGGUAAUAUAGUUCCAUUUGGAUAUGAAGAAGCAAUUGGAUAUAUGUUCCCCACAAUGGAAAUUGAUAAAGAUGGUAUUGCUGCUACUGUUAUUUUCAUUCAAGCUUUUAUGUAUUGGAACCAAAUUGAUAAGAUGGACCCAUAUGAAAUUAUACAAUUAGGCUUUAAAAAAUAUGGUGUCUUUAUAGAAUAUAAUGGAUAUUAUAGAUAUACAGACCUUGGUAUUACCAAGAAAAUAUUUGAUUAUGUGAGAUAUGAUUACGAUAAAGGCGUUUCAGAAGGUAAUAAGAAAUAUCCAGAUCAUAUUGGUGAAGAAUUUAAAAUAAUAAAAUAUAGAGAUUUAACAACUGGAUACCAAUCUGAUACUCCAGAUAAUAAACCAUUACUUCCUGUUGACCCAAGUUCUCAAAUGAUCACUGUUGAAAUGAUUCCCACUGAUAAUGAAUCGGAUGGUUCAAUACGUCUUACAAUUCGUGGUUCUGGUACUGAGCCGAAAUUAAAAGUCUAUAUAGAAGCCUGCAGCAGAUCUGCUACAGAAGCUUCCUUUUUAGCUAAGCAAGCAUGGAAUGUGUUGAAAAGAGAAUGGAUGAGACCUGAACAAACAGGUAUUACUACAGCUUUCUAG